UCGGGGGCACGAAGCCGGCUGGAUCGCAGCGAUCCAUUCGAUUGAUGAGAAAUGAUUGAAAUGAUUCCUUGGAAUUUUUUAUUCGGAUCGAACACCCCUGUGACAUGAUUCUGCCCCCUCGAGGAUCGAGAUAAGCUAUGAGUAGCUCGAACAAAAAGCCUUCGGGCAGUAGAGACGACAAGAAGAAUCCCUCGAGCAAGGAAGACAGCCCUGCGGGUGGCAAAGAUGAUGCUGGAGCCAGUGCAACCGGCAGCAAUGGGGGGAGCAGCGCCGAGCCUCAGCAACCUGGGAGCAAACCUGGAUCUGCUGGGGCAACGUCCAGGGAAGGGGCCCAAAGACUUCUGGGCCUUGCUGCACGCGGCGAAUGGGCCCCGGUUGACCAGCUUCUCAAGUCCCUGGAAAAAGCGGCGCAAGGUGCUGGUGAAGAAGGAAAUCCAACACCGUUAGCCGGCGUCAUGGACCCCACGACUGGCAUGUCACCGCUCAUGUACGCUGUAAAAGACAAUCGAACGGGAUUACUGGACAGAAUGAUAGAUCUUGGCGCUGAUGUUGGCAGUCGAAAUAACGACAACUACAAUGCCCUUCACAUAUCCGCCAUGUUCUCCCGUGAGGAUGUGGUCAAGCUACUCCUCGGCAAGAAAGGCGUCGACCCUUACGCUACAGGCGGGGCCAGACAACAGACCGCCGUUCAUCUUGUGGCGUCUAGACAGACUGGAACGGCAACGUCGAUUCUUCGAGCACUUCUUGCUGCCGCCGGAAAAGAUAUCAGAUUAAAAGCCGAUGGGAGGGGGAAAAUUCCGCUGCUAUUGGCAGUUGAGGCUGGCAAUCAAUCCAUGUGUCGCGAACUCCUUGCCCAGCAAGCCGCCGAGCAACUUCGAGCUACGACACCAGCUGGGGAUACUGCUCUUCAUUUGGCCGCCAGGAGAAGAGACGUAGACAUGGUCCGCAUACUUGUCGAUUAUGGAACCUCCGUUGAUAUCCAAAACGGUGAAGGUCAAACGGCCCUGCACAUCGCGAGCGCGGAGGGCGAUGAAACGCUCGUUAAAUAUUUUUAUGGUGUCCGAGCCUCGGCAGCGAUUACUGACCAUCAAGACCGAACCCCCAUGCACCUUGCUGCCGAAAAUGGACAUGCCUCUAUAAUCGAACUCCUGGCGGACAAGUUCAAGGCGAGCAUCUUUGAAAGAACGAAGGAUGGAUCAACGCUGAUGCACAUCGCGUCGCUCAACGGACAUUCGGAAUGUGCUACUAUGCUGUUUAAAAAGGGAGUUUACCUACACAUGCCUAAUAAAAGGGGAGCGAGGUCGAUCCACACGGCAGCCAGAUAUGGCCACGUGGGGAUCAUCAGCACGCUUCUUCAGCGAGGUGAAAAGGUCGACGCUACGACGAACGAUAACUACACCGCGCUACACAUUGCAGUAGAAAGUGCCAAGCCGUCUGUGGUAGAAACGCUGUUGGGCUAUGGUGCCGAGGUCCACGUUAGGGGUGGAAAAAUGCGCGAAACACCGCUUCACAUAGCGGCGCGAGUACUCGAUGGCGACAGAUGUGCUCUGAUGCUUCUCAAGUCUGGCGCUGGACCAAACCUAACUACUGACGACGGACAGACGCCCGUUCACGUAGCUGCAAGCCAUGGGAAUCUGGCCACUAUGCUGCUCCUCCUCGAGGAUGGAGGAGACCCCAUGUUUAAGUCAAAAAACGGUGAAACACCGUUACAUCUGGCGUGCAGAGGAUGUCGAGCGGACGUAGUCCGUCACUUGAUCGAAUUCGUGAAGGAGAGGAAGGGUGUUGAGGUUGCUACGGCUUACGUGAACAGCGUGACGCAUGACGGAGCAAGUGGCCUGCACUACGCGGCUCAAAUCGAGCCCUCCGAAGUGGCGAACUUGGGUGAUGACCGUGCCGUGGUCCGGGCGCUGUUGGAAGGAGGUGCGGACGUUUCACUCCAGACGAAGCAGGUCCAAGAGACGGCGUUCCACCACUGCGCCUUGGCAGGAAACAACGAGGUCAUGUCUGAGAUGAUAGCCCACAUGUCGACUACCGACGUUCAGAAGGCCUUGAAUCGGCAGAACUCCAUCGGCUGGACGCCGUUGCUGAUAGCAGCACACCGAGGCCACAUGGAGCUGGUCACCAACCUGCUGGCCAACCACGCGAGAGUCGACGUCUUCGACCACGAGGGUAGAUCGGCGCUGCACCUUGCAGCGGAGCGGGGAUACCUCCAGGUUUGCGAUGCUCUCCUGGCGAGCAAAGCCUUCAUAAACUCGAAGUCCCGAGUGGGCAGGACGGCUCUUCAUCUCGCUGCGAUGAACGGAUACACGCACCUGGUCAGGUUCCUCGUGCAGGACUACAGCGCUGCCAUCGAUGUCCUGACCCUGCGAAAGCAGACACCCCUGCACCUUGCCGCUGGCGCCGGUCAACUUGAGGUCUGCAAGCUGCUCCUGGACCUCGGAGCCAGUAUUGACGCGACUGAUGACCAGGGCCAGAAACCGAUCCACGCGGCCGCCAUGAACAACUACUCCGAAGUGGCGCAGUUAUUUCUUCAAAGGCAUCCGAGUCUCGUGAUGGCUUGUACUAAGGACGGGAACACCUGCGCUCACAUCGCUGCUAUGCAGGGUAGCGUUAGGGUGAUUGAGGAACUAAUGAAAUUUGACCGCCAGGGAGUAAUUUCCGCAAGAAACAAGCUCACCGAAGCUACGCCACUCCAGCUUGCUGCAGAAGGUGGUCACGCCGAAGUUGUCAAAGCCUUAGUCAGGGCUGGUGCAUCCUGUGCGGAUGAGAACAGGGCCGGAUUUACGGCAGUUCACCUGGCUGCCCAGCAUGGACAUGGGCAGGUGCUGGAGGUCAUGAGGUCGACCCAGUCUCUACGAAUCUCGAGCAAGAAACUGGGCGUUACCGCACUUCACGUGGCCGCGUACUUCGGGCAAGCCGACACCGUCAGGGAGCUGCUCACCCACGUCCCAGGAACAGUAAAGUCCGAUCCACCAACGGGAGGUUCACUCGUCGGGGAAUUGGGGUCUGAAUCUGGCAUGACGCCAUUGCAUCUGGCCGCUUAUUCCGGUAACGAAAACGUCGUCAGGCUCCUCCUCAACUCGGCCGGUGUCCAGGUCGAAGCUGCAACAACGGAAAAUGGAUUCAACCCUCUUCACCUGGCCUGCUUUGGCGGUCACAUCACGGUCGUUGGGUUGUUGCUCAGCAGAUCAGCGGAGCUUUUGCACAGUGCAGACCGGCACGGGAAAACUGGGCUGCACAUCGCCGCGACCCAUGGUCACUACCAAAUGGUCGAGGUCCUACUCGGUCAGGGUGCGGAGAUAAAUGCGACCGAUAAAAAUGGUUGGACACCGCUUCACUGUGCAGCCAGGGCUGGCUAUUUGGAUGUCGUGAAACUUCUGGUGGAGAGUGGCGCAUCCCCGAAGAGUGAAACCAACUUGGGAAGCGCCCCGAUUUGGUUCGCAGCAUCCGAAGGACACAAUGACGUUCUCAAGUAUCUAAUGGAGAAGGAACACGAUACUUAUGCGCUUAUGGAGGACAGACGGUUCGUCUACAACAUGAUGGUGUGCAGUAAGAACAACAACAACAAGUCGAUAGAAGAGUUCGUGCUAGUGUCUCCAGCGCCAGUAGAUACAGCUGCCAAACUUUCAAACAUAUACGUGAAAUUGUCAGAGAAAGAAAAGGAAAGGGCGAAGGAUCUGAUAGCAGCUGGCAAGCAGUGCGAAUCGAUGGCCACUGAGUUGCUAGCCUUGGCAGCCGGUGCUGACUCGGCUGGAAGGAUACUGACUUCGAUGGACAGAAGAAACGUCGAGUUUUUAGACGUGCUUAUAGAAAAUGAACAGAAAGAAGUGAUCGCCCACACAGUGGUCCAGCGUUACCUUCAGGAACUCUGGCAGGGAAGCCUCAAGUGGAACGCCUUCAGGACGAUCUUGCUCUUCAUAGCCUUCCUCGUGUGCCCGCCGGUUUGGGUAGUGUUUGCAUUGCCUCUGGGACACAAGUACAACAACGUGCCGAUCAUUAAGUUCAUGUCAUACCUCACGUCCCACAUAUAUUUGAUGGUGUUUUUGUUACUGGUCGGUAUAACGCCCAUAUAUCCAGUCGUGCGCGCUAACUUGAUGCCUUAUUGGUACGAGUGGUGCUUGUUGGUUAUGCUUUCGGGACUUUUACUCUUCGAACUAACGAACCCAAGUGACAAAAGUGGUUUGGGAUGGAUCAAACUGGCUGUGCUUUUGUUCGGAGUGUUCGGAGUGGCUUUUCACUUGCUCGGUCUCGCUAGGAUCGUUAAGGAAGUGGAGUGGCCCACCCUGUUGUACCUGCGGAAUCAGCUCUUCGCCAUCAGCUUCCUACUCGCCUGCGUACAGAUUCUCGACUUCCUGUCGUUUCACUACCUCUUCGGACCUUGGGCCAUCAUCAUCGGUAACCUGAUGAAGGAUUUGGCCAGGUUUCUCGCCGUUCUGGCCAUCUUCGUCUUCGGAUUUUCCAUGCACUUCGUCGCCUUGAAUCAGGCUUUCGAGAAUAAGCCGCUUCAGCUAAUCAUUAAUGAUAAUUCAAAAAAGCCUGCGUUUUCCGAUGGUUUGUUGGGCAAUUAUACAGAGUGGAUGACGGACACGCCGGCGUCAGCGCCACCCAGACGCUAUGGGCGAUACAAGAAAAAAAAUGAGUGUUGUGACGAUAGCAGUAAAGAUUUAAAGAUGAGUCCAGUACUAGCCUUCGAGUACCUCUUCUUCGCGGUCUUCGGUCAGACCACUCACGGGGAGCUCAAGGUUGAAACAAACCAGCCCGAAUGGACCUCGGUCCUCUUCAAGCUGGCCUUUGGGAUUUACAUGUUGGUCUCGGUAGUGGUGUUGAUUAAUCUACUUAUCGCCAUGAUGAGUGACACUUACCAACGCAUUCAGGCCCAGUCAGACAUUGAGUGGAAAUACGGGCUGAGCAAACUGAUAAGGAACAUGCACAGAACAACUACGGCACCGUCGCCGCUGAAUCUGCUGACAACGUGGAUUGUGUACUUCAUAAAACUGUGCCGACAGAGGGCUGCGAAACGCAAACGACCCUCCCUCGUACACAUGAUGGGACUUGGUAGGACUGGACGAAUGUCUCCACGGUCCAAAAUGGGUGCGAAGUGGUUAGCCAAGGUUAAGAAAGGCCAGGUGAGGCCAAAAGACAGCGUCGCUUUAUCGGUCGUUCAUCUCAGUCCACUCGGAAGCCAGUUGUCAUUCAAUAACGCGACAAGGAUUGAAAAUGUCGUCGACUGGGACGCGAUAAGGAAGAAGUACUUAGCUCUGACGGGGAACGAGCCGGAAAAAGAAGUCGAGAAGGACGAAAAAGAUGACGAGAAUGAGAACGAGGACGAGAAUGGACCAACGGCUUCUAACGCCUCGACAGUUCCAGCCACAGCCUCCACACCUCCCAUAUGAUAAUGCUCAUCUUUGUUCUAAAACAGACCAUGGGUGAAUAUUUUUCUACCGCUUAUUGGAGUCGAUUUUACACACUCGUGGUCUAAAUAUGAAGAUCGUUCAAUGGGUGCCUUGAGAGUAUUUUUUCCGAUUUUGCGACUGCAUUUCUACGUCUACGUACUUACGCCAAUAUACACAUUCAACGUCCACAUCAAAGAAGUCCUCGAAAAAACUGACUGCCACUUCAUCUUCUCGUCAAAUCCUCUA
This is a messenger RNA of Diprion similis, 5639 nucleotides long. RefSeq names its product serine/threonine-protein phosphatase 6 regulatory ankyrin repeat subunit A (gene nompC). Gene Ontology annotation, cellular component: membrane; glycosylphosphatidylinositol-N-acetylglucosaminyltransferase (GPI-GnT) complex. The transcript has 14 exons. Gene Ontology annotation, molecular function: protein binding; calcium channel activity. Gene Ontology annotation, biological process: GPI anchor biosynthetic process; calcium ion transmembrane transport. NCBI's taxonomy places the organism in Eukaryota, Metazoa, Arthropoda, Insecta, Hymenoptera, Diprionidae. The coding region runs from base 138 to 5393 and encodes 1751 amino acids. The record is from RefSeq and is a predicted model, not a curated record.